Messenger RNA from Trypanosoma grayi, 4521 nucleotides. RefSeq lists its product as hypothetical. The record is from RefSeq and is a predicted model, not a curated record. Bases 1 to 4521 code for a protein of 1506 amino acids. Gene Ontology annotation, molecular function: protein binding. The transcript has a single exon. NCBI's taxonomy places the organism in Eukaryota, Euglenozoa, Kinetoplastea, Trypanosomatida, Trypanosomatidae.
AUGAGAAAUGCGGCUUUACGCUUUAGAAGCAGCAGCAGCAGCAGCAGAAGCAGUAGUAGUAGCAGUAACAAGGCCCGAAGCAGUCUCCCUUCAUUUGCUAUUGUGGAAGAGCUGCGGGACCGUUUUCGGCGUCAUCAUAGCUUGAGCGCCACGCGAAGGAAUGCCUUGCUGGGCGAUUGGCGGCACUUUGCUGCGAUGGAGCGCGCAGCAGCAACGUACGGCUCCUCCUUUGGACGCCGUACACCCUCCACAGACGGAGUGGCGGCUGCACGAUACCACAGUGGCGCCAAGGAAGGGGGAGGAGAGGAGUUAUUGCGAGUCUUGCGCAGCGUAUCAGAGUUCAUUGCGUCCACAGGGGAAUGCAGCGACCCUGCUGUGCCGCUGCGGCGCGGCUACGCAGACCUAACACCGACCGAUGGCCUCCGGCGGGCCGCACUCGUGCUGCGGUACACCGAAGCCGUGCUGUCGCUCUCUAAUGACCGCAUAGCCGCAAUCGUUGCGCUGACAUUCGGCCGCCGCUGUCUGUCGGGGGUAGAAGAGGAUGAGGAAGAAGAAACAGUAGCCUCAGCGGCCGCCCCGCCAGUCGAUGCCGACGCACUUCUGUACGACGCCACACGGCAGAUGGUGCAGGAGGCUGUGAUGCUGCCGCGCCCACGCGCGAACGGCGAGGUGGAUGACGACGGUGCACCGCUCACACCGAUGGAGGCGGUAGCGCUACUGCAGUGGUGCGCGUGGCACGUGCGAACGGCACUGAAUGGUAUGCAGCACGGCGCACCGCCGGGGAUGGAUGCAAUUGCGGCUGUAGUAGCGCUCUUGACGCGGUUUCUUACCACGCUUGUUGAAGGCGGGCUGCGGCGUGGUGCUGUUGACACAGUGGCGGACGAGCUCACGCUGAGCGACAUUGCACACAUCGUUGUGGAUCAGGGGUUGGGGCUGCUUGAAACGAGUGCGGCCCUCUGUGAUUGUCGCAGCGCCGUAGCUCCUUCUGUACCCAGUUGCCCCAGCAGCAGAAUCGGCACCGUGAGUGGUGGUGAAUGCUAUGAUGAUUAUUCUGUAGCGCAGGUGGUGGAUGAUGACAACAACAUGGGAUGUAACGAAGCUGCUGCUGAUUAUAAUGCUGAUGAUGUGUGGCACCGCCUUGGGCUCAAUGAGGACGCGCAACAGGCACUCUUGUGCAGCCAGAGGGAGCGGUGGGAGCGUGCACUUUGUUUGCUGCUGCGCAUGCAGGGCUGGAACGAGCGUCUUCACGCAGGUGGCGCCGCUACUACAGAGGCGGCAGCGCACGAGGCGAGCACGAAUGGCGCGCUCAACAGCCAGGCGCUGCACACUCUGCUGGCAGGACCGCAUCAGGUCCUGCAGACACUGCAGUACAUACUCGCCCAGCACGGCCAGCAGCGUAUGUGCAUGGAGCUAUGGAAGGAAACGGUCCGACGUCGUGGCGAAACGCCGACCACUAAUCCCAAUACCACUACUACUACUACUACUACCACUACGACUACUACUACUGCUGCUGUUGUUGCGGCGCCAUCACCUUUCACGGCACUUCACCACCCAUUCAGCAUCGACAACAUAAUCACCGCGCUCGCUUUCGUCAAUGCCAAGCCUGUUGCAUACUUCCCACCAAUGGGGUCAGCGACAACAAUGGAGGCGACGCAGCGUGACAGUGAACUGCCGGCGAAGCUGCUGCGGCUGCUGCUGUAUUUGGGCGUCAUGCCACACCGUGUCCUCACGGCUGCGGAGUUUGCGGCACUUUUGCGACACUCAUUCGGGCUGCCGCUUGGCCGCGGUGGUGUGGAAGGGAUUCUGUCACCUUCGUACGUGUGGCGCCUCGCAGCGGCACACCCGCACCGCGCCCGCGCCACACUAUGCAUGCUGUGCUUCCACGUCGUUGUAAAGAGCGGGCUCGCCCACACACUCGAGCUGGAGGACCUGUAUGUUGUCACGAGCAUCUCGAGACAGUUCCUGGGUGGCCAGCUUCACCCCGCUCACCAGAUGGCAGCAUUUGGACAAGGAGGGCGAGAAGAAGGGGAGGGGGUCCCCACUGCCAAUAGCACCAACAUCUGCGGUGUUGGGGAGGAUGAGGGAGGUGUGCUGGGGCCACUUCCGGUGACAUUUGCCGCUGCCACGCGUCGCACGAGGACGGCGACGGAGAGCCACAUUGUUGCCAUUACCGAAGCGUUUCUCUCGCGGCGGCUCGAACUACUCCCCGUCACGGAAGAAUCGCGGCAGCAGCAGUGGGAAAAGGGAAGGGAAUGCAUGCCCCGACGGUCGAGCCAAGCGAGCAGCAGCAAUAAAAGCAGGAGUACCGUCAUGCUUUCUCUUGUGUCGCGGGAGCUCAUGACGCUUCUCACAAUGACGCCGUACGGCAACACCAUUGCGGUGACGUGGCAGGCUGCGCUGUGCGCCAUCUCCAGUGAGGUGCAGCGUGACGGCCUCGACCGCCACUCUGCCAGCGCCCUUGAGGGCCUCGCACAAGGAAUGGCAAAGAAGGCACUGGAACCUGGCGGCGCCCCACUCCUCGAGCCGCUUGUUCGUCUGGCGCCGUUCCUGUCACCCUUCAUUGUGAGGAAGAUUGUGCAGAGCCCAGUAGGCCGCCAGCUCUCGUGGGAGCAAUGCCUGCAGCUGCUGCCAUGCACGCCCUGGGCGUCCAACGUGCAGCGCCACCUGCUGCGCCGCGUCGUGCAGGAGCGGGAUGCCAGCGCACUGCCGUCGGUGCGAGCAAUGAUGCAGGCAGCCUCACUUCCACCGAGACUUCUGCACGCCUCGCCGACGCUUGAGAUGGACCUGCGCAUGCUUGCAAUCCUCUCGGAGCGCAACUGGCGCCGGGCCUUGCUGGCCUACACGCAGUCUUACACACGUGUGCAGUGGGCCUGUGCGCCACACGUGGUGCGCCUCGCCAUUAGCGCAGAUGUCUGGCGCACCACCAGCAGCAGUAAUGUGCCUGACGCGCUUCAGCCGCUGCUGAACGUGGCGAUGCGUGCGAUUGGCGGUGAGAGUGUUGCCGAGGAGGUGCUGCGCACGAGCCUGAGCCGCGGGCUGUGGGUAACCGGACUCGCGUUUCAUCAGUUCCUUCAGAGGGAUCAACCGGCGAUACUGCGGGCGAACAACAAGCUUGACGUGUACGCUGCGUUGCUGUGCAAAGGCCUACUAUCACAGACUGCGUUGGCAGGCACUAUAGCGGCAGUGCUGCGGAGCGCGCGUGGGGCAAUGUGGGAGGGGGCGUGUCGGUCGUUUUUGCAGUACGCAAUGGAAGAAGGAGAAAUCUCACCCAAGCAACAAGGAAGACAACAGCAGAAUCGGGCCCCUCACCCGCUCCCUCCUGUUACUAAUAGUACAGCUGCUUACCAUCAUUGGUGCUCUGUGUUUCACACGAGUGUCCCUGCACAACUGUCGCACUUUGCGCACACCGUGCGCUACAGCAUGCUCUGCUGCCCAGACAUGUGGGAGCGGGCGCUAGAGUGGUUCCCCUCCACUGUCCUGCCGCUUCCACUACAACACCAGCUCCUACUGCAGCGCCUUACAAAAGUAUCAUCUAACAGCACGGACUUCGUGGGGGAAGCUGUCUUGACCCACGGCAAAGGCGGUGAAGCUGCCAUUGCUGUUGUUCCUCCUGUUACUGAUGCUGAAACGACACUUAGCCUUCCAUCCCCGCUCUCCAUGUCUCUCGUGCAGCUUGCGCUUCAGGAGAAGCUGCACCGCACCAAAACACCUGCGACGAAGGCUUCCACAGAGGCUGUCGAGCGUACGUUGCGUGUGCUGCAGGAGCGGGGCCAAUGGGAGCAGGCGAUGCUGGUCUGCGAGCAUGCUCUGGCCAACCGCUGCUUUCCACACAGGGCCAGUGCUAUUCUUCUGACGGCCUGUCUCCCCUCGUGGGAGGCAUCUCUAGGCUGCUUCGCGCAGCUGACGAACCGCAUGCGCCCCGACGCCGUGACGGCGGCGUUGGCGCUUCAGGCCUGCGCGCGGGGCCAGCAGUGGGAGUUGGCCCUGCGUGUCCUGCGCCAGUGUGUCUUAACGAGUGGCGUGCCGGCCCCGCGCGUUGUGGACUACGCCGUGCGCACCGCGCUGGAGUGUGGCGCGUGGCCCGCUGCCCUGCGUGUUGUGCGGCGAUACCACCGCACCACCAACCCGGUGCUGGCAAACACCAUCAUGCACGCCUACGUGCAGGCCCGGUGCUGGAACGACGCGGUGGCGUACUUCUAUGACUGCGUCACGCGGGGCGUGCGACCGCUUGACGAGUCCCUCGCGAUGGCAAUCACCGCCAGCGAGGCUGUGACAGCGGAGUACCGCGGCACCGCGCGUGUGGUGUGCGCCAUCGCGUCCGCGCUGGAGGACUUCUGCUAUGUGCACGGUGUGGUGCUAGAGCAUGUGCUGGUCGUCUACCGCGAGAUGUCGGGCGGCCCGCUCAUCACACCCGACCCGCACCUCACGCUCGUCUCCCUUGCACACACUAGCACUGGUGCUACUAGUGGUAGUGGUACCAACAGUGGCAGGGACACCGCCUUUGUACCAAUCUCGGAGUGA